AUGGCUGCUGCACACCGAGUCCUUCGCUACAUCAAAAAGGCACCUGGUCAGGGGUUAUUCUAUCCCAAAAAUAAUGGUAAUCAGCUCAAUGUAUUCUCAGAUUCUGAUUGGGCAUCAUGUACAGAAACACGCAGGUCUAUCACAGGUUUUUGUGUCUUCCUAGGGCCUGCUCUUAUUUCUUGGAGAUCAAAGAAGCAAGCAACUGUAUCCCGUUCAUCAUCAGAGGCUGAAUACCGUGCCUUAGCUGCCACGGUUUGUGAAGUACAGUGGAUUACUUCAUUGCUUCGUGAAUUGCAAGUUCAACCAAGUAAACCUGCAGCAGUAUUUUGUGAUAGCAAAUCUGCAAUCGCCAUUGCCGAGAAUCACGUCUUUCACGAGAGAACGAAGCACAUAGAUAUCGAUUGCCAUAUUAAAUGA
This is a messenger RNA of Ipomoea triloba (trilobed morning glory), 417 nucleotides long. RefSeq lists its product as uncharacterized. Lineage: Eukaryota; Viridiplantae; Streptophyta; Magnoliopsida; Solanales; Convolvulaceae. The coding region runs from base 1 to 417 and encodes 138 amino acids. The transcript is spliced from 2 exons. The record is from RefSeq and is a predicted model, not a curated record.